Molecule: messenger RNA, 2685 nt
Organism: Apis florea (little honeybee)
Lineage: Eukaryota; Metazoa; Arthropoda; Insecta; Hymenoptera; Apidae
Product: annexin B9
Biological process (GO): endosome transport via multivesicular body sorting pathway
Cellular component (GO): nucleus; plasma membrane; vesicle membrane
Molecular function (GO): phosphatidylserine binding; protein dimerization activity; calcium-dependent phospholipid binding
Source: RefSeq, a predicted model, not a curated record
CAGUAGCGUUACCAUUGCCAGUAGAAUGUUAUUGCUAAAAGGCAAUAUGGCUGUGCAGUAAUGUCAUGUCGAGGGAAAACAAAAUCGCAUGAUUGUGAAUAAAAAUAGUGUAGUAAACUUGUGACAUUAUGACUCAUACUAUAGAUUAUAAAUAAAUGAAAAAACAUGUAUUGCAAGAAGAUAUCAGAUACGAUUGUAGUUAAUUUACGCGAGUGACGUAAUGUUGAAUAACAUCAUGUAUUUCUUCAGAAAUUUGUUUAGUAAUGCACAAGAUACUUACUCUACUUUGACGAUGCAAAUAGAACACCCGUUAUUUUCCCCACUUCAAUUUCUAAGUUCCACUACCAUAUUACUAUUUUCUCCCACUCUUUCAACGAUCAGAUAUUUUUCAUGGCAACAUUACCAACGCUGACACACAAUUAUAAUCAGAUUUUUUUUUGGCAACUGGCAACUUUAGUUUCGCGUGCUUUUGCAUUAUUCGUAGAAAUUAAAUACUUUUUAUAAAGUUUGAAGAUUUAGUGAAACUUUUAUAAUUUUAUAUUGUUUUAUUUUAUUUAAAAUUCUAAUAUGAAGAAGGAAUCAGGCAUUGAUAAUAAUGGUACAGCUAUUCCUGGUCCCAGUAAAAUUAAUAUAAACUAUGAUAUAAAAAAUACAUUGAGUAUUGAUAACAACAUGAUUUCUCCUUCUCCAAGGAAAAAAUUUAGAAAGAAUACAUUUCGUGAUGCUUGGCUUCAGGACCCUGAUUUUGCAUUGUGGCUACAAAAAUGUGAAGAUCCAUAUAAAGCCAGAUGUACAGUUUGCAAAAAAACUCUCAUAACUGGGAAAAGUACUUUACAAAAACACAAUCGAACACUACUUCAUAAAAGAAAUAUGAAAGGAAAAAAAAAUGAAGAAGAAGGUGUAAUGAAAAAAUCAUCAAUCUUCAUUUCUGAAAGCAUAAAGGAAGCAGAACUGAGAUUUUGUUUAGAUAUUGUAGAGCAUUGUAAAAGCUUCAACUCAUUUGAUCAUAUUGUUCGAAUGAUUCAAACAGCAUUACCUGAUUCUAACAUAAUAAAAAAUGUGUCUUUUAAAAGAACUAAAAUCUCAUCUAUAAUAAAAAAUGUAAUUAAUAAAUCUGUAAUUUUAGAAACUACUAAAAUAUUACAAAAUAAAUUACUUUCAGUUUUAAUAAAUGAAAGCAUAGACAUUUCAGAAACCAAAAAUUUAUGUAUUUUAAGUAGAUACAUACAUGAAGGAAAAAUUCAAACAUAUUUAUUAGAUUUGGUUUAUAUUAAGGAUACUACUUCAGAACAUUUAUAUGAAUGUUUCCUACAAUCAUUAGAAAAACAUAAUCUAUCUUUAAAGAAUAUAGUUAUUGUUCCAAUAGACAAUACAAAUAUUAUGUUAGGAAAAUAUAAUUCAUUAAUUUCUUGCUUCUUAAAAGAUAAAAAAGUUGAUGUCUUCCCAUGUAUUUGUCAUUCUAUGCACUUAAUUGCAUGUCGUGCAUGUGAAUGCUUACCAACACAUGUUGAAGAAUUUGUAUAUUCAAUAUAUUCAUAUUUUUCUAAAAACCCAAAACGACAGAAUAUUUUAGAAAGUACUCAAAAUUUGAUAAAAAUUGCACGACAAAAAGUAAUUCAGCCAUCUGCAAACCGAUGGUUAGCACUAUUAGAAUGUAUAAAAAACAUUUUAACUCAAUGGACAGUGUUAUUUUCGAUAUUUGCAGAAGCAAAUAUUGAAAAAAAAUCUGUUAUUGCAAAAAAAAUAUUUCAUAAUUUUAAAUGUCCAUAUACAAAAGCGUACUUACAAUUUUUAAAUUACAUUUUACGUUUAAUUAUUGAUUUUAAUAUGCUUUUUCAAAGUUCGGAAAUUCUAAUUCAUUGUUUAUUACCGGAAUGUUCUAGAUUUUUGAGAUGUUUAGGUAGCCAUUUUAUUAAACCUAAUUAUGUAGAAGCCCCAAAUUUACAUGAAAUUAAUAUUUAUGAUGAAAAUAACAUACGUCCUUUAGAAGAAAUUAUCAUUGGCGAGGAAGCUUUAAUAACGUUAAAAGAAGCUAAAAAUAUUGACAUAAAAGAUAAUAAUAGAAAAAUCUUAGAAUUUUAUAUAAAUAUUAAAAAAUUUUUUCAAUGUGCUUUCGAAAAUACUGUAAAAAAAAUAUCUUUUGGUGAUGAAAUUUUAAAUUCUUUAGAAUUUUUAAACCCAAAUAUUGCUUUAAAUAUGAAAAAUCACAAAAAUCAAUUAAAUUUAAUAUUAGACAAAUUUAAAUCUAAAUUCAAUAUAUAUGAUGUAAAAGAUGAAUGGCAUUUACUACCUUUUUAUUUUUCACAAGGAGAAAAAGAAAAACUAUUACAAUUAAAUAUAUCCGAAUUUUGGGAUGAAGUGGGAAAAAUAUAUAAAUUUCAAAAUAUCGCAAAAGUAGCAAAUUUAUGUUUAUCACUGCCUCAUUCAAAUAUAGAUAUGGAAAGAUGUUUCUCUAUCAUAGCAGAAAUUAAAACAAGAGAUAGAAAUAGAUUAAAACCUGAAAUGAUUAGUGCAUUAACUAGAAUUAAAUUAGACUUGGAAAAUAAAAAUACAAAUUGCAUGAAUUAUGAAAUUACUGACGAAAUGUUACAAUUAUUUAAUUCUAAUAUGUAUAAAAGAGAAUAUGAUUCAAAAGAAUCACUUGAAAUCCAAUUAUUAGAUAAAACAGAUGAUAGUGCUAAUUAA